AACUGGAAAAAAGUGUAAACUGGAAAAAUAAUGGAUGUAGUGGAAAAAAACAUGUGCAUUCUCCCUGUUGAAUGAGGUGUUUAGUGAUACAGGUUGACAUUUAGCUGUCCUCUGCAGGAACGCUUCCAAACGGGGAUUCCCAGCAGAACAGCGAUCAUCUGAAGUCUAGCAGAGACGCAUCCCCUUCGGCCGACAGUGUGGAGGACAUGGCCUCGCCGGGUGAUCGCACCCCAAACAGCACCGGCACGCCCUCUCCAUCGCUGGGGGACUCCCGCUCGUCUCGGCCGCCCCGGCCCUCCCGCCCGCCUCCCCCGAAGCCCCACAGACCGGCGUCCUCCCCAGCGUCCCUGACAGCCUCCACCGGCUCGUCCGCGUCCGGCGACGUUACCAGCGCCGAAGCCCUGGCACGCGUCUCUGCCCCGGCGGCUCCGGAAGCCAGCGGCAGCACUGCCGUCGUCCAGGAGCCUGGCCCUGCGGUAGCGCGGCAGGUGGGCAACAUUGCCCCGUCCGCUUCCAGGAUCAACCCCAUCAGCACAUGCCCACUCCCCCCCGGAUGGGAGCAGAGAGUCGACCAAAACGGCAGAGUGUAUUUUGUGGAUCACAUUGAAAAGCGGACGACGUGGGACAGGCCAGAACCCCUACCUACUGGCUGGGAAAGACGCGUGGACCCCAUGGGAAGGAUCUACUAUGUGGAUCACAUCACGCGGACCACCACCUGGCAGCGACCCACGGUGGAGUCGGUGCGCAACUACGAGGAGUGGCAGCUGCAGCGCAGCCAGCUGCAGGGCGCCAUGCAGCAGUUCAACCAGAGGUUCAUAUUCGGACUUCAAGAUCAAAUUCCCGCUUUGCAGAAUAAAGAGUUUGAUCCCCUUGGACCGCUGCCUCAUGGCUGGGAGAAAAGAACAGACACCAAUGGCAGAGUGUACUUUGUUCAUCACCCCACAAGAACAACUCAGUGGGAAGAUCCUCGCACCCAAGGGCUGCUGAACGAGAAGCCGCUGCCCGAAGGCUGGGAGAUGAGGUUCACCGUGGACGGCAUUCCUUACUUUGUCGACCACAACCGGAAAACCACCACCUACAUCGACCCCCGAACUGGCAAAUCCUCCCUUGAAAAUGGGCCCCAGAUCACCUAUGUGCGUGACUUUAAAGCCAAAGUCCAAUAUUUCCGAUUCUGGUGUCAGCAACUGUCCAUGCCUCAGCACAUAAAGAUCACUGUGUCCCGCAAAAGCCUGUUUGAAGAUUCAUUCCAACAGAUAAUGAGCUUCAAUUCACAAGAUCUUCGGCGACGGCUGUGGGUGAUUUUUCCUGGAGAGGAAGGUCUGGACUAUGGUGGUGUGGCCAGAGAGUGGUUCUUCCUACUAUCCCAUGAGGUGCUGAACCCCAUGUAUUGCCUGUUCGAGUACGCAGGGAAGGAAAACUACUGCCUGCAGAUCAACCCUGCCUCAUACAUCAAUCCAGACCACCUCAAGUACUUCAAGUUCAUUGGCCGGUUUAUCGCCAUGGCUUUAUUUCAUGGGAAAUUUAUCGACACAGGCUUCUCAUUGCCUUUCUACAAGCGCAUUUUAAAUAAGCCUCUGGGUCUGAAGGAUCUGGAAUCCAUUGAUCCCGAGUUCUACAAUUCCCUUAUAUGGAUCAAGGAGAACAACAUUGAAGAGUGUGGCUUGGAAAUGUACUUUUCUGUGGAUAAAGAAAUCCUGGGUGAGGUGACCACACACGAACUGAAACCAGACGGCAGCAACAUAUUAGUCACAGAGGAAAACAAAGAAGAAUACAUCAGGCUUGUGGCUGAGUGGAGGUUGUCCAGGGGAGUUGAAGAGCAAACACAGGCCUUCUUUGAGGGCUUCAAUGAAGUGCUUCCACAGCAAUACCUGCAGUAUUUUGAUGCAAAGGAAUUGGAGGUGAUGCUUUGCGGGAUGCAGGAGAUCGACCUGGUGGACUGGCAGAGGAACACAAUUUAUCGGCAUUACGCUCGGAGCAGCAAGCAGAUCCUGUGGUUCUGGCAGUUCAUUAAAGAAAUCGAUAACGAAAAGCGGAUGCGGCUGUUGCAGUUUGUGACGGGUACCUGCCGCCUGCCGGUCGGGGGAUUUGCCGAUCUGAUGGGGAGUAAUGGCCCACAAAAGUUCUGCAUUGAGAAAGUUGGGAAAGAGAACUGGCUCCCAAGAAGCCACACUUGUUUUAACCGUCUGGAUCUACCGCCCUACAAAAGCUACGAGCAGCUCAAAGAGAAGUUACUGUUUGCAAUCGAAGAAACCGAAGGCUUUGGACAGGAGUAACCAAGACAAGUAAACCAAGUUACUCUGCUGGCUGAUCUUUAAGGAUCUUUACAGCAUUUUGUCUUAUACCUGAGCCCUUGGUCCUUGGCAACAGUGUGUUACCAAUGAUUCUGUGGAAUUGUGGGUCUUGCUGUGAGAUUAGCCUCUUCUCCCGCCUGGGGGUUUGUUCAGAAGCUCAGAAAGUAUCCCCCACCCCCCCCACCCUCCUUUCCCUGGUUAUAUAGCAGAAGCCCGCAUGGAAGGGGCAUGCAGAUCCUCAGGAGCCUGCGGAUAAGCUAAUGCUGGGGCACUGCUUCCCGCAUCCCUGUGUGCCGUAGACCACCGGUUCUCAGUACCUUAAUCUGCCUGACAGGUGGCUACUUUCUUUCAUUUCUGUAAGUUCGGAGUGAGCAUGAAAAACACGCCACUUUCAGUAAGAUACUUAAUCAGAUCUUCUUCCCUGCUGGAGAGGAAGCUCACUGCAGUCCCUUUCCCAUGGCUGCCAUCAUUCCACUUAGAAAAUCGGAAUCCUCAGCCGGUUCAGUCAGUGUGGGUGGGGGUGGCCUCAGGGCUCCUUAGACUUAGACUAAGUUAUUUUCACACUGGGGAGUCAAUUGAUCUCAACAUUGUGCACAAUAUUGAAUUUAAUGUUGAAAGCUUGAGAACUAUGCACUAUAAACUCCACUGUUCUAUCUGUGUCUUCAGCCACGUUGUUCUGAAGUCAUUGCUUUGAAUGUGAAGUGAUAUUUAUAAAAAAAAAAAAAAAUUGUGCCCUGCUGCCUCAACUUGUGCGUCUGUGUCCUCUAUCUGUAUAACAAUUAAUCAAAAGCUUUAAUUUCUGCCCAAGGUUACAGUGUAUACAUGGUAUUUUUCUAUUUCGGACAGUGCCUACAAAACUGUCAUUUCUAAUAAGGAUGUUAAAUGUCGAAUCACCUAAGCAUUUUAAGCAUAGCUGUCGUUUGACGUUAGUUUUCUGCAGUGAUGUUUUAAUUUUUUCCCCCUUAAUGUGCUUAGUUUUAUCUAUAAACUAAAUUACACAUCUGACUGAAGCCGUCCAAAUACCAGUUACAUUGGAACUGUGUUGGAAGUGUGUCAUCCACCUAAAGGUUUCUUUUAAUUAUUAAAAAAAGUCAAGUGAUAAAUAGAGCGGAAUAAGAGGCCUCCAUUAGCUCAAAAUGAUGUGGCGAUAAUUUUGUCCCUGACAUAUACUGUGUACACAGAUUAAGGUUUAUUUAUAAUAUGACCAUUAAAAAAACUUACUGCCGAGUACUGCAGUGGCAUCCUGUCAAGUAAUCAAGGUAGUAAAAACUGCCACGGCACUAGAAAAAUCACUAGACUUCCAAAUACAUUUAUAUAUUUGUGGUAGUCAAAAUGACAACAGGGUCACUCCAACUGCUUCAGAACAUUUUAACUGGAUUUGCUGAACGUGUACCUUAAAGCCUCUGUAAGCUGCUCAGCUAGAUGUCUUGUCUUGGGAAUGCACCUACAUUGAGGCAAUGCUUUCACAGUGUAACCGGCCGUGAGUAAUGUCAUACAGGCCAUGGUGCAGCAGAUUUGUAUUUAUAAAGCAUGUGUGUAGCAUCAGCAAAUGAAAUGCUAACUUCCCUAGUUUUAUAGGGCCUGUCAAACAUUUGUUAAAUUCUGCAAGGAAACAGUUGGGAAUACCAAUGACUUCUGUCAGGAUUAGUGCUUUGGAAUGCCGUGGCUCCAGUCCUGGAUAAAUUUCAUUUUAAAGGGGCACUGAGGUUUUUAUUUUUUAUUGUUUGUUUUGUUUGUUUGUUUGUUUGAAUUCAUUCCAUCUGUUCCAUGAAUGAAAGUCAUGAUACCUGUAAGGCAACAGGGAGCCUGUGGUUGAGUGAUUAUGGAGGUAACGGGGGGCUUUGGGAGGAUUGGCAAAGUGAGCGCCAAAAAGGAUGAGGUUACACUGUGGCUGCUCACGAAAGAGAAAUGCAGGUGACAGACUGAUGUGCUCGCUGACACGUGCAGACCUCGUGUCGGUGGAUGGCAUGUGAUUUUAGGUUCAUUAUUGCGUUCGCGGGCAAAAAUAUGCAUUUACUGAAUCAUCCUUUAGACUCUUAGUUAUAAGUGGUCUAUAGUGUGCUAUGCAUAGUGAUGUUUUUGGACAUGUCAGAUAAGGGUGGAAAUCCCAGCUUCGCUCUUUGAUAUCGAAUGUGGGUUUAUGUGGCUGCUUGUUGUAAUCGAUCUUCAGAAGUUGUAAAAAUGAGUUAACGACACCUGAGGUUCUUGUCUGCCCCCUGCAUUUAUCCAGAGUGGCAUGUUGCCCUGGCAUCACUAGGGUUGUCAGUAGCUUUUUGGUAGUGGAUAUAACAAGGGAAAUAAUUGAGAUGUAAAGCCUCAAGUUCCGCAAAAAUGUUCUCCACAGUGGGGAAAAUGUUUGUCAUAGAAAGCGUAUUUUUAUACAUUUCACUUUAUGUUUAUAACCCACUUAAAGAUAAGGGGUUUUUGCUUAAAUCGCUGAUAUUUUCCCUAAUUGCAGAAAGAAACCAUUCUCCUCCCCUUCUGUUCAUGGUCCAGAUACAAUUAUCAGACAUUCUUGUACAAAUGAAACAUUUUAACAAAUCUGAGUAAAAUGUGGCAGAUCCCCUGGAAUAAAAAUGUACAUGUAGAUAGGAAAUUUCCUAACCUCAAAUAAAAUGGAUUAUUGGUCUCUUCAAAGAUGCUUUUAUUUUAAAAAAUGGUACCGCAUCAAGUUCACCUCUGUAUUGUAUAGAUGCUGUAAAUAAUGUUAAUACUGAAUGAACUGUAAUUUCUUCCUGUAAAAUAUCUUUUAGUAAAUGGAGGUUUGAUGGUUUAAAUGCUAUUUAAUUUUCUGUACAUGAAGAGAACUGAGUGUCAAAUGCUUAAAUCUGUUUAGAAAUGUGAGAAAUAAAGAUAUGAUGUAUGAA
Paramormyrops kingsleyae is the source of this 5158-nucleotide messenger RNA. Lineage: Eukaryota; Metazoa; Chordata; Actinopteri; Osteoglossiformes; Mormyridae. The record is from RefSeq and is a predicted model, not a curated record.